Messenger RNA from Liolophura sinensis, 1374 nucleotides. RefSeq lists its product as uncharacterized. The transcript is spliced from 9 exons. The coding region runs from base 1 to 1374 and encodes 457 amino acids. The record is from RefSeq and is a predicted model, not a curated record. Lineage: Eukaryota; Metazoa; Mollusca; Polyplacophora; Chitonida; Chitonidae.
AUGGCCCAGGAGCCUCUCACCAAUGCUGUCGCUGAGGAAGAAAAUACUGUGUUAGAUGAUCUUCUGGAGGAGCCUGAACUUGUCUCAGAUCUUCAGAAGGAACCAAAAGCUGUCUCGGAUCUUCAGAAGGAACCAAAAGCUGUCAAAGAUCGUCAGAAGGAACCAAAAGCUGAGGAAGAAAAUACUGUGUUAGAUGAAUUUCUGGAGGAGCUUGAACUUGUCUCAGAUCUUCAGAAGGAACCAAAAGCUGUUUCAGAUCUUCAGAAGGAAAAAAAGGCUGUAUCUGACCUAAGGAACCAAAAGCUGUCUCAGAUCUUCAGAAGGAACCAAAAGCUGUCUCAGAUCUUCAGAAAGAACCAAAAGCUGGAUCUAGAUGAUCUUCUGAAGGAGCCUGAACUUGUCUCAGAUCUUCAGAAGGAACCAAAAGCUGUAUCUGACCUGUGGGAGGAAGAAAAUACUGUGUUAGAUGAUCUUCUGGAGGAGCCUAAACUUGUCUCAGAUCUUCGGAAGGAACCCAAAGCUGAGGAAGAAAAUACUGUGUUAGAUGAUCUUCUGAAGGAGCUUGAACUUGUCUCAGAUCUUCAGAAGGAACCAAAAGCUGUUUCAGAUCUUCAGGAGGAACCAAAGGCUGUAUCUGACCUAAGGAACCAAAAGCUGUCCCAGAUCUUCAGAAGGAACCAAAAGCUGUCUCAGAUCUUCAGAAAGAACCAAAAGCUGGAUCUAGAUGAUCUUCUGAAGGAGCCUGAACUUGUCUCAGAUCUUCAGAAUGAACCAAAAGCUGUAUCUGACCUGUGGGAGGAAGAAAAUACUGUGCUAGAUGAUCUUCUGGAGGAGCCUAAACUUGUCUCAGAUCUUCAGAAGGAACCAAAAGCUGAGGAAGAAAAUACUGUGUUAGAUGAUCUUCUGGAGGAGCUUGAACUUGUGUCAGAUCUUCAGAAGGAACCAAAAGCUGUUUCAGAUCUUCAGGAGGAACCAAAGGCUGUAUCUGACCUAAGGAACCAAAAGCUGUCUCAGAUCUUCAGAAGAAACCAAAAGCUGUCUCAGAUCUUCAGAGAGAACCAAAAGCUGGAUCUAGAUGAUCUUCUGGAGGAGCCUGAACUUGUGUUAGAUCUUCAGAAGGAACCAAAAGCUGAGGAAGAAAAUACUGUGCUAGAUGAUCUUCUGGAGGACCCUGAACUUAUCUCAGAUCUUCAGAAGGAACCAAAAGCUGUCUCAGAUCUUCAGAAAGAACCAAAAGCUGUCUCAGAUCUUCAGAAAGAACCAAAAGCUGUCUCAGAUCUUCAGAAGGAACCAAAAGCUGUCUCAGAUCUUCAGAAGGAACAAAAAUCUGUCCUAUAUUUUCUGGAGGAUCCUAAAGUUGUGCAAGAUCUUUAG